GUGUAGAUAGAAUUCAGUGGUCCGGACCUUAGAGUUUCGAGAAACCUAAACCCUCGUGAAGUCCACAGAAAAACCUCGUCUUUCAGCUCAGCUCGACUGAAGGUGUCUUCUCAAUCGCCAAUGGCCACAAUACCAGUUAACCCGAAACCUUUCUUGAACAAUCUGACUGGAAAGACUGUGAUUGUGAAACUUAAAUGGGGAAUGGAGUACAAAGGUUUCCUGGUCUCGGUGGAUUCCUAUAUGAACUUGCAGUUGGCCAACACAGAAGAAUAUAUUGAUGGACAAUUCACAGGAAAUCUGGGAGAGAUUUUGAUCAGAUGUAACAACGUUCUCUACCUUCGUGGGGUGCCAGAGGAUGAAGAAAUUGAAGAUGCUGAACAGGAAGAUGUGCAAUGAGGAUUGGUUCAAAAAACAGAACUGAAGUAACAGGAUUUGGAUUUUAUCUCUACUUUUUAUUUUUUUUAUGUUCAAGUAUUGCUGGAUGUUCGACUGACAUGCCCGUGCCAUUUAAAGGGCUCUUACUGACAAAUGGUUCUCAAAAGUCAAUGAAACUAUGUAUACAAAUAUUGAGCUGAAUUUCCUAUGUGAUCAAUUGAAGUCUACUAUGCAACUUAGCUCAAUCUUCGCUUAGGAAA
Messenger RNA from Prunus persica (peach), 635 nucleotides. Its product is annotated as probable small nuclear ribonucleoprotein F. The coding region runs from base 121 to 396 and encodes 91 amino acids. Gene Ontology annotation, molecular function: RNA binding. Gene Ontology annotation, biological process: spliceosomal snRNP assembly; mRNA splicing, via spliceosome. The transcript is spliced from 5 exons. NCBI's taxonomy places the organism in Eukaryota, Viridiplantae, Streptophyta, Magnoliopsida, Rosales, Rosaceae. The record is from RefSeq and is a predicted model, not a curated record. Gene Ontology annotation, cellular component: catalytic step 2 spliceosome; U1 snRNP.